Zootermopsis nevadensis is the source of this 7065-nucleotide messenger RNA. Lineage: Eukaryota; Metazoa; Arthropoda; Insecta; Blattodea; Termopsidae. The record is from RefSeq and is a predicted model, not a curated record.
UGAACGAAAAUGGCUCCUGUUUAAGUGUUUGUGUCUUCUUCUUAUGCGUGUAUAUAAGGUCAUUUAAUAAUUUUAAAACAAAAUUUUACUGCAAUGUAUAGUAAAGGCAUAUUUGCCGACUUGCAUUAAUGAAGUAUUAAUCUCAUGAAAUUACUUUAAGGGCUAUGUUUACAAUAAGUCAGCCAAGAAGAUGGGAGCAUUACUCAUUUUAAAGGGCCAUGUAUGUAUGAGCACUUAGGUUUUUAAAGGAGGGCAACAUUAAUUUUAUAAACGCAUAAAAAUGGCAAAGGAAUUGUUUAUUGUAUUUGUAUAUGACACCCAGCGGUGCCAAAGGGAGGAAGAUGAUCCACAGGAAGCUGUACUUUAUUUUCACCCAGGAUGGGUGAAUGAUCAGCAGAGGCUGGCAUUAUGUGGGCAACUCAUGGGUGCAACUCAGUUCUUUCUCACAUCAUUCAGCUGUCCAAAUAUAAUUUCACUUAACAGUGGGAAGUUUGUAAUACGGCAGUUUGGGCGUUACAUUCUGACCACUGGAACAGAUCAAAAUAUUCCAGAUUGGGUUCUUGUGCACCGUGCAGAUACAUUGAAUCACUUGAUACAGUUUUAUCAUAAAGAUCUUGAAACUGUUUCUUCAGUAAUUGGUCCUGGUAUGAAUCAGUUCUCAAAUAAAUUGAAUCAGAUAUUUGAGACAUAUAUUCCUAUUUUACCAUAUGCAGCGAACAUAUUUGGAAACAUUCCCACAGUCAGACUUCCAAAAAGUGCUAGUAACAUUUUUCUGGAGGCAUUGCAGAUUCUCCAGUGCUGUAGAGAGAAGAAUGGUGUGUUAGGAGGUGCAGUACUCUUUCAAAACAAGGUUGUUGCCUCACAAUUAAGCUCUGCACUUACAAAGAGAUUAAUCUGCUCAGAUCCAUGUCGGAUUAAGUUACCUGCAGAAUCUGUGUCCACACCAUUUCAUCUCCCUGUUGGAGUUCAGUUGCUACACGUGUACGUGGAAAGCAAGGAAUUCUAUAAUUUACAACAAAAUUCUGCUUCAGUAAGGUCAGCCUUUGAAAAUGUUGCAAGCAGAAAAUCAGCACAGGAAAAGGUUCCAUCUGGGAAAGUUCCACUUCCAAAGGAACCACUGUCUGCAAUGAAAAGGGAUAUCUCAAGAAUCUUUACAGUACCUGAAGAAAGGGAAGGAGAGGUAGAUCAAGCUGAAGACCUCACUGUUCCAAGUGAAAAUGAGAGUGUAGCAGUUAGUGCUUCACUGAGUGAUAAUGAUAUGGUUGCUCUUGCAAGUAGCAUGUGCUCUACUCCACUGAAGGAUAUAAACCUAAACAAAGUGCUGCAUGGUAAGGCAUUGUCUAUAUGUAGCAAAAACAGCGGUGAUGAAGCAGAGGCUCUAACGGUGACAGCAAAUGAUAAGGCUGAUUUUGUAGUGUCUGGUAAAGUACAGGGUGUUAUGAAUUUAGAAACUCGUCAAACUGAGAAACCAAAAAAGAAAAGGCCGAAACCACCAAACUUUCUAGUGAAUUUCUGUGAAAGCGAAGUUCGUAGUUUAAGUUUAAAUGAUCUCCAGCAACACCCUCGAAUGUCCUCUAAUAGAGUCCCUAUGAAGUACUAUAGUUUCGGUCUCCCGAGAAUUACUCGAGACAUGACAGAUGACAGUGGUGAUUGUUCUCCCAUGAAGAAUUUACCGUCUGGUACACAUUUUUAUAACACUAUUUCAGACCCUUUGCAUCCAUUAUUCCGCUAUGAUGGACUUCCAAUUUCAUGUUCACUAUAUAAUGAAAAUCUUGCACGUCAUUACCAGUUACUCGAUAUGGAGAGGAGUGAUGAACCAAGUCCGGGAGGUAUUACAUCUGGAAUCAGUUUUACUAAUCUUGUGUCUUCAACCAAAACAAAUUGUAAUAACAAAAUAAAAGAGUGUGAUACGGCAAGUAAUACUGCGCUAAAUAUAAAAAAGAAUUGCGAUAAAUCCACAACAGAUCAGACUGAACCGUGUUCAAAUGAAGAUGAACUUGUAACUCAGCAGCAAACAAGACAGGUAAGAAUGACUUCAUCCAAACAAGAAGUAUAUCGGCGUUCUCUUAGUUUGCCAUUGAAGUCCAUGAUUACGAGUGAAUAUGCAGAUGGAGACGUGCGAGAGAGGUCGACUUCUUAUACUGCAGGUGUGCUUGAAUCCCCAGCAGUGAAGACGAGGACUCUUGAACUCCCAAUCACACCACUUAUGUCCAAGUUGAGUUCUUUGGCAAUAGAAGAAAGGACAAGUGGGUUUUGCAGUCGUGACACGUCUCCUGGCGAAUUUCGAGACCUUAGUUUUCCGGGAACCAGCGACACCAGUAGUGUCCCAGAAUUCACAAAAAGGAAGGUUAUCGGUGAGAAGAGGGAGGCUGAAUUAGAACAGGAGGACAGCAAUGAAUGUGCAGAAGCACCUAAAAAUGCUGUGUUGUACCUGUGUGGUCAGCAGAAUAUGUCACUUCUUCUGCUCCUGGAGGAAGGUCUGGGGCAGGAUCCUGAUCUCAUACAUUGUUUGUGGGAGACUAGUGUGAACAGUUUGGCCAGACUUGAAACACAUCUGCGGCAAUGUUUAGACCACUUCCCACAAGGGGAAGGAUUGGAGUCCUACAGCUUCCUAAUUUUGGAUCCGAGCUGGGAUCUGCCCCCAUUUGAUGGUCAGCUGUAUACAUUUAUUUUCUUACAGUGGGAGACUAGUGUGAACAGUUUGGCCAGACUUGAAACACAUCUGCGGCAAUGUUUAGACCACUUCCCACAAGGGGAAGGAUUGGAGUCCUACAGCUUCCUAAUUUUGGAUCCGAGCUGGGAUAUGAUUCAGAGAGGAGGCAUCUGGGCUAGCACUGAUCUUGAGGUGGUUGCUUGUCUUCACAAUGACUUUAUACAGUCGCCAAAUCUCUCUGAAGUAAUUGUUAGGUGUGAAGAUAGCACGGUGUAUGGUUAUCAGUGUGGGAAAAUGGAAGUCUUUUAUCAACAGUCUGCAGGAAGUACUGUGGGUCUCCCUAUGCCAUCCGAUCUCAUGGGUCUUGUUCCACUAAAGGCGAAACGGAGACUGGAGCGUGAUCAUAGUAUAGUUUUAUUGUAAACUGCACAUGAAGGCCUCCGAUGUUACUGAAUUUCGUAGAAACGGUAUUAUUAACUCGGUGAAUGUUGCCAUAUAUUGUUUUAAUUGCGUUUCGUAGACUGUGAAUUGCCCUGCAAUUUCUGUUUCAUAGUUCCUCAUAGCCAGCUGUAUAUGCGGUAUAUAUCUUGACAAAGGUAUUUUUAAUUGUAAUUGUUUGAGGCCAGAAGUAUUAUGUGAGACAUCAUGCAUUCCAUUCAUGUUUUAAGAAUUCUGUUGAACACUUGAGCAACACAUUUUAACUAAUUGUGCUUUCAUUUUAAUAACCAUUCCAUUCAUAGGAUGUGUUUUUAUACCGAAUAAUUGUUUUCUAAUUUAUAUAAUUUUAUUAGUUUUAUACAUAUAAAAACCUUUUCAUUUGGAUAGCUGUUCCAAGUGGCUAAACUAGGUUGAUUUUUCUUACUUAUUGCUUAUAGAGGUGUUGAAUGAGAUGGAAUGCUGAAGCUUAUAAGUGCCAGAAGUAGAAUAAUAUGCAAUACUUUUUUUUUUGCUAUCAGUGGGAAGUGAUAGGCUGCUUAGGAUACCUGUCCAAUGAACUGUGGAACAUAAUAACUAAUAAUAAUGAAAAAUGUUUAAUUUGACACAAAGACUGAUAUAUCCUUAAUAGUUUCCUGCUUUGCUGAUAGGGUAUUGUGAGGUUUUCUGUAUGGGGCAUACUGUUUAAAAGUUACACAGUAUGAACAAUUUACUCCAAUAACAGUUAUUUGGUAAUUUGUACCUGUUCCACUCGUUCAGAAAGUCUUCUUCUUCUGCCUUCCACAGAUUCAUCUCAAGCCUCUUCUGACUUUGUGACCUUAUUUUAAGCAGUCUCUUUUUCUUUAAUUAAUAAUUAAGUGCAAGUUUCAAGAGCCCACUGUAUAUUCCGUUCAGAUGGAUGAACUGUAAUCAAUUAUUCUUGUAUUUGCUGAGUAAACUGUUAGCUCCUUUCAUAUAUUUUAAUUUUUAACUUUCUCUUUCUGGUACAUCUCUUGACAGUUUUUAAAAUGUUAAUUUCUAAUGCCUAAAUUUAAAUAUAUUUUCUUAACCCAAGUUCCACGUCCAUAUGAAGUAUGAACUGUCAUGCCUUUAUAAAAUUUCAACUUUGUUUAUGUCUUUCCCACACAUUACAAAGUACUAUUUUCUUAUUGAAUUUUGUACUCAGUUUCAUGAGAAAUGUCAUUUUUGAUGUAGAUGAAAUAAGAAACUGGUUGCAUAAUUGAUGUUAUAAUAAUUUCUUUGCAGGAAAUAUGAUAUUUUCAUAUAAAAGCCAUAAUAUUUUUUUUGGUUUUCUUAAUGAUGUUUUCAUAUUAAACUGUUUAGUGGCAUUUUGUAGGAUGAAAAGGGACUUCUGUGGGUCUUCCUCCAAUGUUUGACUGACCAUAGGUGAAAGGUAAAGUAUUUGAGGUAUAUUUUUCGCAUUUUUUCCAUUUUCGUCAAAUUUAAUAGGCAAAUCAGAAUGGAUUGCCUCAGUACUAAAUUUACGUCUUUCAGAAUUUACUGUCACCCAGGUCUGUCCUUGCUUCUGCUAUUAUAAGUGAUUUUAAUGCAUUUACAGAGUUCUUGUAAUACCCUUUUUCUUCAAAGGACCACAGAGUUUUAUUUAUCAAAAGGCUAUUCGCAAUUAGUAAAAGUUGUAAUUGUUUCUAGGUUAAACUCUUAUCUCUGUUAUUAUCUUUAACUGUAAAUACAGUGCUAUGAAAACGUUGAGUGGCUUUCAUUGGCAUAAAAGAUUUAAAGGGCCAAGAUGAUGAUGAAGGAACUGGAAUUUUUUUUUGGAUCACAAGGGCAUUGUUUAUUUUGAGUUUGUUGUCCCAUGAACUAGCAUUUUUUAUUUGGAAAUUCCGGCAUUGUUAUGCGAGGCUGUUCGUCUGAGAUCUGAACUUUGGAUCUUGCAUCACGAUAUGCUCGCUGUCUGGGAGUUUUUGACCAAAAACCUAUAUCGAAAUUGGACCAUCCACCAUAUUCAUCAUAUAUGACCGUGUGUGACUUUUGGCUAUUCUCAAAACUGAAGGGCGACAGAUAUUGAGACACUGCUGACAUCCAGGGACGUGAUGGCCAUCUUGAAGAGCAUCGUAGAAAAAGAGUUUUAGAAAUGUUUUGAGCAGUGCAAACACUCUUUAGGUAUCCCAUAAAAAUUAAUUAUGCACUGAUAAAUCUACGGAAUGAACUGGCCAUGGCACAUCUGCAAAGUGAGAGAUAAUCCAUUCUGGAAAGAUUUCAUGUAGAAGAUUCGUACUUGUUCUUGCUUGAUGGGAAGUUGAUCCAUUCUGUUUAGAACCAUAUGUUUUCUUGUGUUCUAUUCGAGGAUUAUUAUUAUUUAGUGUUCUGUCUGAUGACAGGUCCAUUGUUCUGCCCAAAAAGAGUUCGCCAGUUUUCCCUAUUCUCAGCUUCUCGUUUUAACUCCUGAAUUCGAGGAUACAAAUUCUUAAUCAUCCUUCUGUAGCAAUCUUCUGUGACUAUCACUGCUUCACCAUCUUAAUUUUCAAAGAAGAAAUAUCCCAGAUUGUAAAACAACACUGCACGCCAAACAGUGGUCUUUGGAGAAUAAAGUGGUUGCUCGUGGAGUUCAUAUGGAUUUUGAGUUGCUCAUUAAUGAUAAUUUUGCUUGUUUACAUUUCCACUAAUGUGAAAGUGAGUCCCACUGCUCAUGUAUAGAUUAUUGGUAAUAUCUGGCAGUCUACAUUUUCAGGAUAGAAGAUGGAGGUAGAAGGUUCCUGUGCAACUCCAACAUGAUCCUUCAGAACUGCAGAUGAUUUUAUCACCCAUACUUGGUUUUUGAAUGAUGGCUAUUUUAAAUGGUUUAAAAUUAAUCUGAUGGAGAAUUCAUUGCACAGUUGGACGUGACAAAUUGAGCAAGGCUAAUACAGUGCUGAACUAAUUGCUUAGGGCUUAGAAUAAUGGGCAUACAAACUCAUUACAUAUUAUCUGGUGUACUGGCAGUACAUGGAGCUGCAGGCAGUUCUUCACUGAACUUGUAAGGAAUUUUUUAAUCCACGCCAUGAUGGUAUAAUGUGUCUAGUGGUUAAAUUUUGUUGAGUAUCAUCACAAGUUCAAAGAAUACACUUUGUUAAUUUUUGUGGGUGGUUCUCAUUGUUUCAUAGGAAUCCACUGCCUCCAUUUUCAGGGUAGGAAACAGUUAAUGCUUCUGUUGGAAAAUAUUAGCUUUAUGAAAUAAUGAAUAAAUAUGUGUGCAUACAUGCCUGUAUGUGUUUGUAAAAUGUAGCAUCAAAUGUUACAUCCAAAUCUUGGUUUUGUGUCCAAUGACUCCACCAGGGGUUUUCUAAUUAGAACUCAUUACACAUUCUCUGCCAAAAACCUUAAUAAGAAAAGUGCCAAAUUGCAUGCAAGGUGCAAGAUCAGAUUAUCUGCAGAGCAGACUUCAUAUUAAAUUAACAUCUUAAUCAAAUUACAGUGCACAUUCUUAUCGUCAUUGCAAUGCAUUGUGCCGGGGUCAGUAACAGAAGAAAAUAAUUAUUUUAUAAAAAAUUACAGUUUUUUAAAGUUAUCUGUUCUUUGAAACGUGAUGAUAAAUAAAUGGUACUACAAACCUACGAUAUCACAGCAGGAAGCUUUCAGUUGGAAUUAUUCAUCAUAGUAAUGGUUUGCAAGUUGUAAUUCCUUGUUAUUAAAUUGUCAAAAUAACCCAACUGUCAGCAUUAGCACAUAAUGUUUACACCAUACAUUUUUACUUUCUAACAUCAACUUUCUUUCAUUAGAAGUUUGGGUUAUUGUAAAUUCGCUUGACCAGGAAAUGGUGGAAUUUAUAUUUGUGCUAUGUCACAUGUCUAGAAUUGUAUGAGGUGCAACCAGAAGUUCCUGAAUUCCUGAACUUUAUUUUGGAGAGCGUACAGCUCUGUGACACUGCAAAAAUUUUCUAUGAUUUUUUUGCUGGUGACACUCUAAAGAGAUAUCUUAGUGAACAAUUGACCAUGAAGAAAGUGGAUGUGAACAUCAAAUCUAAAACUUCUUGACGA